Scylla paramamosain (green mud crab) is the source of this 1109-nucleotide messenger RNA. RefSeq lists its product as uncharacterized. Lineage: Eukaryota; Metazoa; Arthropoda; Malacostraca; Decapoda; Portunidae. The coding region runs from base 186 to 872 and encodes 228 amino acids. The record is from RefSeq and is a predicted model, not a curated record. The transcript is spliced from 3 exons.
AGGAAAUCUGCGUCAGAUAGGUGUAGGCGCAUAUUAUUGUAUAGUGUUUUGAUAUUAUUCAAUAGUGUUUCGAAGUUAUUAUAUAGUGUUUCGAUAUUAUUUUAUAGUGUUUCGAUAUUAUUCUAUGUUAUGUGUUUCUAUAUUAUUCAACAGGUACUAUUCUAUGGUGACAAAGUGUUUUCGUUAUGGAGGAACAGUUAAUAGAAUAUGUAAGAGGAUACGAUCACUUAUUUAAUCCACGAAACAAGGAUUAUAGGGACCAGAAGGCCAGAAGAGAAGCUUGGGAGGAAAUCAGCGGAAAAAUUGGUAUUUCAGCUGACGUAUGCAAAGACACCUGGACAAAACUUCGGAAUGCUUAUACAAAUGCCAGAAAGAGAAGGAACACAAAAUCUGGUCAAGCAGCUAAGAAUACUCCGAAGUGGAAAUAUGAAGACCAAAUGUCGUUUUUGAUCCCAACAUUGGAACCACGGAGUACUCAUGGCAAUGUGGAACCACUUUCUCAAAGUGAUGGUGAUGUGGCUAGUGCGGUCAUCAAUGAAAAUACUGAAGAGGACUUAAACAUAAGCCAAAUAGACAAAACUGCAGCAUCAGAGAAGGGUGCCGAUGACAAUGGUAACCAAGAAACUACAAUUGCAGAUGGAAACAAUGGUGACCAACAAGUUGCUGGAAGUAAAUCAACUCCCAAACCAAAGUAUAGGAAAAGGCAGGCACUGGAUUCAUCCAUGAGUGAAAUAGUAAACAUUAUGAAGGAUAACAGCCGUAUGCGGGCCCAAAGUCUUCAACUUUCAGAAGGCCACAAAACCCAUAGAGACGAAACGGAAAUGUUUUUUUUAAGUAUUGCCAGCUCGGUUAAAAAAACUCAGUGCCAUUGAACAAGCCAGAGUAAAGAUGGAAAUAAGCAAUAUGGUGUUCAAGGCCCAGAUUCGGGAGAUGGAGCAGCAAAACCUUUAUCAAAACACUGCAUCUGGUCCCUUUCAUCUACCCGUAGUACCAAUUCCAUCUCCCUCUAACACAUCCUCCGUUACAUCGUUUGGUGAAUCAAACCCUAAUUGCUAUUCUACCUCGACUACAGCACCUUCUACCCCUUUUCCUGAAAUGGAAGACUCUAC